Molecule: messenger RNA, 4102 nt
Organism: Pomacea canaliculata
Lineage: Eukaryota; Metazoa; Mollusca; Gastropoda; Architaenioglossa; Ampullariidae
Exons: 12
Coding region: 1547-3820 (757 amino acids)
Molecular function (GO): protein binding
Source: RefSeq, a predicted model, not a curated record
GAGCAUCUUGCGCAGCCAGCAGCCAGGCGCCAACUGUGGAGCAGCAGCCGAGGCCUGUACAGCGCGUUGCAGGUGACUUGGCAGUAUUCACAGGGACGAAAGAGCUUAUCGUCCGAGAAAGCACAUCAGGGAACUGUUUCUGUUGUCGGUGCAGAUUUCGAGUGCUACGACCACGAACUUGUGUUACGACAGUGUAGUAGACAUUGUGGCUGACUCAAAUGUUGGUUCUGCAUCAGCUGUCAUCAGUAUUUGUGUUGGAUGCUGGGGCCUCCCUUUAGCAGCAUUCCACGUUCUUCGUGUUUUCGUCAGUUGUUUGUAGCCAUUAACGUCGUCAGCCAACUGUGUAUUCCAGGAGAUAAAGGAUGUUCUUUGUGUGUGAUGUGCAUUGCUCAAAAGAGUAAUCCUUUUGGUUAUCAAGGGCUGUAUAUUAGUUUGGAUAAUUCUCAUAGUUACAUGAAGCACAGCUGACCUUGGGUUUUCAAGAUCAUUACAGUUAUAGCCCUCGCAGAAUUUCCACUGCGUAGAUAUUAACAAUCAUAUUCACAUCGUAACGGAAUUUACUGAGUUUCAAAAUAGUUCACAACUUUUAUAUAAAGGUUGGAUUGUCCUUUUCAUUGACUGCUUCACAGGUGAGGUGAAGUUGCUUUGAAGUUCAAACCCUUUCUACCCUGUUUUCCUCCUUCUUUUCCCACCAUUUACAACCUUAAUUACCGAAGGUAUAUGCAGAAGAUUCGAUCUAUCCUCUUGUUCAUCCUUAUUGUCCACGUUUCCCUGACCUUUGACCUUUAGUUUAACCCUCAGCAUGAUUCUUUGAGUGACUUUCAACACCCCUUUUGCGUUCGUGUGUUUAAAUCUAGUGUGUGCAUCUGAGGGUCGGAACAAACUGCAGUUUCGAUUGACUUUUGAUGAAGUAAUGCUUUGGAUAGCAGCUUAGACUUUCCCUCUGACACCCGAUAUGCCCUGCAUCCAAGUCAUCAAUGAGAAUGUAGAUAUCAGUUGUCUUCAGUGAUCCUGGUGUUCUAGUAGAGUUGAUCCUUAUUGUUUGUUUGGGUGCUUCUCAUUCUUACCACCCCAUUUAGGAGGAAUUGAUUGUAUUUCCCCAUCUUACCCCGAGUGCAACCCCGACUAAAGUUCCACCAAAAGAAUCUCCAGUUUGUGUUUUAUUGGUUUGCUGUUAAUCUGGACCUGCAUACUGUCAGUUUUAAUCUUAACUGACUGCCUCCAUCUCCACGAAGUUAAAACUUUUGACCAUCUCACUGACAAUUUGAACCCGUUACUGAAUAAUGCCACCGAUACUGACAGCCUGAUCCCCUGCCUGAAUCUCUGCCACUGUCACUGGUACCAGAACCUUUGACAGUGCCACUGACUGACAGCCUGAACCCUCUGCCACUGUCACUGAAUCUCUGUCACCACUCAACCCCUGAAGUUUGUUGCUACAUAUUUUGAGUUCUACAUCCAUCAACACCCACAAUGAUGUUCCAGACAGACAUGAUUCCAGCGGUUUGUAAGCUGUCAGGGGUCAGUUUGUGUCCACACUUCUGGAAGAAUGUCAGCCAUAGAAAUAUCAGAAGGUCCAGGUUCCAGUACAGCAAAGGUGUGUUCUCCUACAUCACCUCCAGAGAAUGGAACAGGAGACUCACAUGACCCUCGACACAUUGACCUUGAGCUUGUGCCAGAUCUUGUGCAGCAUUUGACCCAGCAGCUGAAUGAAAAUAUGGCCAUGACAAAAGCUGAAAAGGCCAGGUGUUUACGACAGAGAGCAGAAUGUUUCUUAAGGCUUGGUCAGAACAAAGCCGCUCUUAAGGAUGCAGAGGCAGCUCUUGGUGAGAACCCCCGUGAGGUGGGUGCUUCCAUUGUUGCGGGCCAGGCAGCUGCUGGCUUGGGUCAACUUAAAGAAGCCUUCCUUAAGUACAAGAUUGGUCUCCAACAAGAUCCAAACAACAAGGAAAUUGUAGAGGAGCUCAGGCGCUUGCAGAGUAGCAUUCUUGAGCAAUCGGAAUUCGAGCAAGAAGAAGAGCCCACCUACAAUGCACUUGACUUUUGCAGUCAAAACCCUUACCCUGGGGAUGACCAGCAACUCCUCAUGGAACGAGAAAUACUCAAUGUCAAGUAUGGCAUCUCUGACAAGCUGCUCAAAUCUAGCAAUAAAAUCAACCAAGCAGAAGCAGCCAAGCAACUCAAGCUUGCUUAUGAGGCUGUGACAACUGGCCAACACAGUGAGGCCGUUGCCUAUUGCACACGUGCCCUUGAUGCUGAUCCCAGCAACCUCUUUGGUCGGAUGUUUCGUGCUCAGCUGCUGAUGGAUCGGCAAGACAUGGUUGAGGCUCUGAAAGACUGCUGGAUGAUUCCCAAAUCUAAAAGAACAUAUGAUAUUUGGAAGAUGGGUGGUCAGAUUCUUUAUCACAUGUGGCUGCCAGUCACAGCAGAGUUUUGGUUGCGGAAAGCCACACUAAUGAGUGGGGGUAAUAGCCAGGAAGUGGGUAUGCUAUUCCAGAAAGUGCGAGUCAAACGCCUUUACGAUCCAUUGACAGAGUCAUUUCCAGUGGCAGUUGAUUUCACCCAGUAUGGUAGAGCUGUUGUGGCUACAGAAGAUGUCAAAGCUGGUGAGGUCUUGAUGAAGGAUCUGCCACUGGUACAUGCACAGACUCUAGCCUCACGUUAUGUGCCAGCAUGCUGCCACUGCACCUCUAGCCUUAUAACUGCCACGGACUACUUUGGAGAUGCGUACUCUGGGCUGAACAGCCAGGCCAAAGAAGUUGUGGCCCGCCACUGGCCAAAAGUCACACCUGUGUGGUGUCCCAAGUGCUCACGGGAGAUGUACUGCAGCCAGCAGUGCUUGGAGGCUGCAUGGGAAAAUAGCCACCAGGUUCUCUGUCCUAGUGUCAACAAGGCAGCAGGAAGGCUUUAUGAUUUGAGAGACCAUGAUGGAUAUGGAUAUGAUAGCCAUGGUAACUGGGUGGAACUAUGGGGAGGCCACUACUCACCUUUUGUCCUUGCCAAAAUAUGGGCAUCCAUCUUGUGUCACGUCCACCGCUUGAUGGAAGCUGAUGGUAAAAUGGGUGAACAUCCGACCAUAGAACAGUGGGCCCAAGCUAAGGCCCCAUUCAGACGGUUUAUUGCAUUUGGUACUGCACCUGCAACAGAGCGUAUGCCUGAAAUGCUGAGCAUAUUUCAAGAGGUAUUCAGCAACUGUGCGGGUGGUGUGGACUAUCCCAUUACAGAAGCAGAGUUCAGGGGACGCUACUAUCAGGCAGCAUGCAACCUUCAGUGCUUUUCAGCUGGUAUUACUCCAUUUCAAAGGUUUUUGACAAAUCUCAAGGAUGAUCUUGAUGGCUUGAGUGUCCUAAUGCACCUGGAUGAGCGGAAAGUUCCGGAAGCCUAUUUUGCUGGCAUGUUCCCAGUGCAUGCCUGCCUGAAUCACUCCUGUGACAACAAUGCUGAGGUCAGCAAUGGCAUCUACAUGGACAAUUUUGGGGUACAGGUUACAGCCAAAAGGGACAUCAAGAAGGGUGAAGAGAUUUUUAUCACAUAUAUAGACACUGCACUGCCUCGCAUGCUGCGCCGGGCCUGGCUUUACAAGUCUUUCAAUUUCUGGUGCCAAUGUCGACGAUGCCGCUUUGAGGGGGAUAAAGCAACCGUUUGCACCCAGUGUGGAGUAAAAGCAAAAGGAAACAAGCAAUUUCCAACUUGUGGAAAAUGUAGGAAAGCGUGGUAUUGUUCUACACAAUGUCAGCGACAAGCUUGGGUAGAAGGUCACAAAGUCAUUUGUCAGGCACGACACUCGGUGGUAGCAACUCCAGCUGAUUAUGAAGUGUGUUAAUAACCAGCAACAGCACUAGGUUUAUUACAAGGUGACAAUAAAUGACUAUAAUAUUAUUGCCAUGUUCAAGUUACAUUGCGUUUGCUCAUACCGUGAUCUUUAUUGCAGAGAUCUGUCCCAUGUUACUGACUAACAGUUUCAAAUCUUUGUAAUAAUUAUUGAUCUGUUUGGUCUUAAGGGAAACUGUAUGUAUAUGUAUCCAUGUGUGAGGGUGCAUAGGACUGUCUCAGAUAUGCUACUAUAGUUUACUAAAUAUAGCUGUAGGUGCUAUGUUCUAAAAAA